GCAGGUCGCUCCCAUGCCUUCCCGUCUCGGCUCCAUAAAAAUUGCUUACUAACUCUAGAUAAUUAAAGUGAUCAUAAUUUAUUUCAUGUUUCAAUUUCUGGAACUUGUGAAUAUUUGAUUCGAAUUUGAGAAAAGAUAAACCGCAGUGUAUCAAAUGUUCCAAAAUGACUAACAACUCGCAAACGUUGUUGGAUAUAUUCAACGAGAUACUAGCUGCAUCCGGGAACUCUUCGGAUAUAAACAGCAUUGAUGAAAGCAGAAUACUCUCCGUGCUAAAGGAGCAGGCGUCGAAAGAGAGAAGUAAAGAGAACAUUGGUUCUGUACUCGUGCAAGUUGUGAACGAUGCCAAGCUUAAUAUUCCUAUGAAACCUGAUACGUGUGGUUAUUGUGAAGGUGAUUUCAGAGACGUUGUGGAAGCCUACAAUAACAUUCACGGCUACGUAAGCCUUAUAGUAUGUACGAUAGGUGUCCUAGCAAACACGAUGAACGUGGCCGUGCUGACGCGUCGCGACAUGGCGGCCGCUCCGAUCAACCGCCUUUUGAAAUGGCUGGCUGUUGCUGACGUCUUCGUCAUGCUUGAAUACGUCCCUUUCGCUAUUUAUAAAUACCUGAUACUUCCAGAGACGUUGGAUUUUUCUUAUUCGUGGGCCAUGUAUCUUUUAUUUCACAUGCAUUUUGCCCAAAUACUACAUACCGCUUCAAUAUGCCUGACGCUCUCAUUAGCUAUAUGGAGGUACAUCGCCAUAAAGUACUCUGAUAGGAGCCAUAUUUUAUGUACGGAGAGGCGCUGCAGUGUGGCCAUAUUGAGCAGCUUCAUUCUACCGCCAAUAUUAUGCAUUCCCACGUUCAUGGUAUUUGACAUCCACACAAAGAACAUCAGCGACACAAAUGGCCAUGCUGAUAUCGUGUACCACGUCGAUUCUAACAGCCAAGGCAGUUUAUAUCAAACCAAUUUCUGGGUACAUUCUGUUCUCAUAAAAUUGUUACCGUGUUCGAUCCUGACUGUUAUAAGCAUGUGGCUUAUUAGAGCAUUGUACAAUGCUAAUCAACAUCAGAAGAAUUUAAGGAAUUACAGCGCCUGUCCAGCUGCCGAGAAAAUGGUCAAAAGACAGCACAAAGCCGAUAAGAGAACGGAUAGAACAACUAAAAUGCUGCUUGCAGUUUUAUUGCUUUUCCUGGUGACGGAAUUACCGCAGGGGAUUUUGGGCCUUAUGAGUGGAUUACUGGGGUCGUGUUUCUUUAAACGUUGUUACGGAUUAUUCGGCGAAUUGAUGGACUUCCUCGCUUUGUUGAAUGGAGCGAUAAACUUUAUCUUGUAUUGCUCAAUGUCACGGCAGUUCCGGCAGACGUUCCGACAGUUGCUACUGCAGAAACACUUCGGCAGAUUCCUUCCGGCGACUGCUUCUCACUCGGACACCCACAAGGAGAAUACGUACACGGAAAAGAUAAAAAGAUAACUACAGCAGGCCACCGAAAUUUGAGUUACUAUGGCAAAAACUUCAGUACCUUGAGGCCGAGCCUUGCAGGGUAAUGCUCCCGUUGUGUGUGAACAUUACCUGUGACGAUACUGUUAAAUACUCAAGAGUGAAUGUGUUAAAAAUAGCUUUAAGAAAGUUUUUAUUUACGUAAUUGAUUUAAGAAUUUUUAUGAGUUGUGCAUUGAUUUUGUAAAUAUACAUAUUUUAAGUUUUUUAUUAUACACAUAAAUAUGAUGUUAGGAAAUAAUAUGAGUGAUUUGUUAUUCUGCGAAAAUUUGAACUUUUGGUAUAAUAUGAUGGACACAAACAAGUGGUAAAGAAGAGAGUUUAUGAGUUAAUGAAUGUCGUCUCGAUUCAUGCGUCACUGUGAGCGCACACACUAAAAUCGAAUAUGCAUAGUGUAGGUAUACGUUUUCUCCAUUAGUUCGGCUAUUGUUUACAAAAAUGGUAUUCUAUGACCAAGCACAAUAGAAAAUUAAUGAGCUAUAAUGUCAUGUGAAAGGAUAAAAAGGCGUAGUUAUUUUCGAAUUGUCGAUUGUUAUUUAUAAUCUUUUAUUCGUUUAUCUUACCUAUAUCAUCGAUUAAAUCGAAAUUAAAUUAAUUAAAUUUGGCAGUAAAUCAUUAUAAUACUAUCUAUGAUGGUCAUGCUAUUUAGUUCCUGUAGAUAUAAUAACAUAUUUAUUAAUUUAAUACUUUCCAUUUUUUACAUUUUGUAUAAUAGUUUACAUGUAUAAGCCGCAAUGCGUUAAAUAAAAUUUAAAGCAUGCGUAAGCUCGUCUAAUAUAUUUAUUAAAAAAAUAAUAGAUAAGGGUUGUCUUUGUAACGACAAGCCAAAUUAGGUAUGAAUAAUAAUGCUUAUAGUUUGUUUGCCAAGUUGGCACAAAAACCUGAAUGUUGUAUAACUGACAUCGGUUUUAACUGUCGAAAUAAAUUUAAAGACCGUUGUAAUUUUUGAAAAAAAAAAAGAAAAUAACUGUGCGAUCGUAAAUAUGCGUGUAUGUUCCCUUGGUUUUGUAUCUGGUAUGUUUUUGUAGUAUGAAAUAUGUUGGCUUUUGAAUCGUAAUUCUUAAAAUUAUAUUUGAAAGAUACAAUUCUUCUCAUAAUUGAUGAAAUGUUUGAGUUAGCUUGAUUCAAAUUACCUAUUAGAUAACUAAGCAAGUAGUUUCUAAUUUCUAGUCGUUGCAACAGUAUCUAAGAAAAUGUGUAAUUAAUUAUUUAAGGAAAAGAUUUAUAUUUUUAAAUAAGCUGUAUACGAAUAAUUCUCUAUUGAGUAAGCCAUAAUCCUAAACAUUUUGAAUAAAUAUAUGUAUGUAAAAUGAUAUGAUAGCGUUAUAUAUAUGUUUUUGUUUCU
Molecule: messenger RNA, 2828 nt
Organism: Colias croceus (clouded yellow)
Lineage: Eukaryota; Metazoa; Arthropoda; Insecta; Lepidoptera; Pieridae
Gene: NGR-A8
Product: G-protein coupled receptor dmsr-1-like
Exons: 8
Coding region: 165-1457 (430 amino acids)
Biological process (GO): G protein-coupled receptor signaling pathway
Cellular component (GO): membrane
Molecular function (GO): G protein-coupled peptide receptor activity
Source: RefSeq, a predicted model, not a curated record